GACUACAUCAACACUAAUUACACCUGCAUCUCUGGACAAAAUAAAGUGAUCUGUGAGGGCACCAUCAACACCAUUGAUUGUGGAAACAAUACUAUCACCAUCAUCAGUGCUAUGUAUGGACGCACUAAUCCCUCAAUCUGUAUAAAUGGACUGGAUAGCAAUUUGAACCAAAACAACCAAUGCUUCUUUAACGCGAAUGACAGCGUUGCCAAACUAUGUAAUAACCAGAUGUCGUGCAGUCUGUAUGCAUCAAGCACUGAUUUUACGGAUCUUUGCAAUGGCACUAAAAAGUACCUGUCUGUGUCCUAUAAGUGUAUUAAGAAUUCUAGUAAGUAA
This is a messenger RNA of Trichomycterus rosablanca, 336 nucleotides long. RefSeq names its product rhamnose-binding lectin-like. The record is from RefSeq and is a predicted model, not a curated record. Gene Ontology annotation, molecular function: carbohydrate binding. The transcript is spliced from 4 exons. NCBI's taxonomy places the organism in Eukaryota, Metazoa, Chordata, Actinopteri, Siluriformes, Trichomycteridae. The annotation marks the transcript as partial.